AUGGAGGUCGGCGGCGAGGAGUUCGCGGUCGGCGUGGUGAUCUCGGCGAAGACCACCCUCGGGGAGGAGUUCGAGGGCCAGAUCGUCUCCUUCGACCGCCCGAGCAACCUCCUCGUCAUCCAGGAGGGCGUGGGCAGGGCGGAGAGGGGCGAGCGGCGGAACGUGAGGGUGCUCAAGGCCAACUACAUCCAGGAGUUCUCCGUCGUCGGCAAGUACGACGACCCGCUGGACCCGGCUGGCUGUGUGCUCGACCUCGCCGCCAUCCACGCCAGGGAGGAGGCCGCCCUCAGGCAAGCUGAGAUUGAAGCUGAGAGAAUUGGUGUUGGUGUCACCCCAGAAGCUCAAAGAUUAUUUGAUGCAUUGUCGAAGACGCUUCCAGUUCAUUGGGACAAGACUGACAUUGUUGUAAUGAAGGAGGUUCGCGUAUGCAGUCCGUACCUGCCUGAAAAUGUCAGCGGCGGAACAUCAGCUGCUAAUGAACGGGUUAAGAAAGUGCUGGACUUUGAGAGGAAAAGACAACAUGUGCGUGUACCUGGCCAAUUCUAA
Messenger RNA from Triticum turgidum subsp. durum (durum wheat), 546 nucleotides. The record is from the annotation of a GenBank genome assembly. Lineage: Eukaryota; Viridiplantae; Streptophyta; Magnoliopsida; Poales; Poaceae.